This is a messenger RNA of Colletotrichum graminicola M1.001, 1584 nucleotides long. RefSeq names its product heterokaryon incompatibility protein. Lineage: Eukaryota; Fungi; Ascomycota; Sordariomycetes; Glomerellales; Glomerellaceae. The record is from RefSeq and is a predicted model, not a curated record. The transcript has a single exon. Bases 1 to 1584 code for a protein of 527 amino acids.
AUGACCACUGCCAAUCUACCCGGAUUCAGGCAAGAGGGCCAGCUGCGCAUUGCCGGUCUAUCAAACACCAUUACCGACGUAAUCAGGCUCACUGGAGAGAUGGGUAUACCCUAUCUGUGGGUUGACGCGCUGUGUACCAUCCAGGAGGGUGACGGAGGAGCCGAUAAGGCAAGGCAGAUUCCUGUCAUGGACGCGGUCUACGGACUAUCAGAGCUCACCAUCGUCCAGGCCAGCGGCCAGGAUAGCAAAUGCCCUCUGCUGGGUUUCGGAGACGACUCGACACCGCCAAGACAGACUCAAGGUGAAAUAAAGCCGGGCCUAUGGGUUGCUCUUCAGAUGACGGGUUUCGAUGACAAGCAGAAGGCAUCUUCUACGUGGAACACACGAGCAUGGACAUCUCAGGAAGCUGUCUUGUCCCCGCGGUUAUUGAUUUUCCACCACGGUCACGUCACUUGGGAAUGCCGUGAGAGAGUUUGGUGCGAAGACAUGUCAACGGAGCCAGGCGACACUCCUCAACCGGCGAAGUCCUCGAGUUUUAUGCCGCAGUUCGGGUCCCAGAUGCUGCCCGUCGGUGCAUCUGAGCUCCAAGAGAUCCACAACGAGCUGCAAAGUCUUGAAUCCAUCGACCACCUCGGCCGUAAUGACCACAUCUCAAGGUACGAGUCGGCUGUUCAGGAAUACACGAGUCGGGAGAUGACAUAUUGGGGCGACAAGCUCAACGCCUUCGCUGGCCUUGGGGCUAUUUACGAAAGGCAAAUGGGCACCAAACUGGUGUUUGGGCUGCCGGCAAACCAGCUCGAUAUGGCGCUGUUGUGGACCACGACGGAUGGUGCAUCGCUGGAGAGGUUGCCCGAUUUCCCCAGCUGGUCGUGGGCAGGAUGGAAGGGCGCCGUGCAUCACCCGAGCAGUAAUCCUGUGGCGCUGUCGCCAACGUGCCACUUCUGGAUAGUAGAUAAGGACAACCGUGCUACUGAUGAUGGGAAGAUGCAGCUAAAGCGUCUGGUUCAGGCGUGGGAGGCCGACGACUACGUCCCACACGAACGGCCGGUCCGGGUCCGUCCUAUUGACCCUGGCAAUAGAACCCGUUACCCCAAAGUAGGUGUCAGCAGGUGCUUGGAUCGAUCGCAUACUGACCAUCUGGAUCCCAAAAUGGACCUCAGCAAAUGUCUGUGUUUCGAAACCCUUCACUCCAACGCCUCACACUUCAGCAUAAAGGACGGUCGCAAACUGGUGUUCAAUCUAACCGGGAAGGUUGUGGGCGGAAUAGCUCUAGAUGAACCAUUGGGAGCUGCUGGCUUGACCGCAGAUAUGGAGCUUGCUAGGCUCAACAUGUGCACAAUUGGUCAGCGGAACAGAGAGGAGGAAUACUUCCCGGAAUUUCUCUUUUCCACUCCUGGUUUGGGUGGCAACAUGGUGAUGGAAGCUAAGGACUCUCCAGCAAGAAGAUCAGAGCCCCAUAUGGAAUGGUGUCGUGUUCUUCUUGUCGAGAAGAGGGCUGAUGGGAGUGUGAAGCGCAGGGGAAUAGGCGACAUGAUGGGGGCGGCGUUGUAUGACCUGAAGCAGAAGAUGCUCUUUCUUUCGUAA